Messenger RNA from Colletotrichum karsti, 1437 nucleotides. Its product is annotated as het domain protein. Bases 1 to 1437 code for a protein of 478 amino acids. The transcript has a single exon. The record is from RefSeq and is a predicted model, not a curated record. Lineage: Eukaryota; Fungi; Ascomycota; Sordariomycetes; Glomerellales; Glomerellaceae.
AUGUGGCUCAUCAACACCAACACCUUCGAACUACAAAUGUUCAAUGGUCCCGAAGUGCCCCCUUAUGCCAUACUAUCACACACCUGGGGUGCCAACGAGGUGACUUUUCAAGACAUACACGACCUGUCUCUCGCCCGUACGAAAGAUGGCUUCUUCAAGAUCCAAGGCACCUGCUUCCAAGCUUCUCGUCACGAUAUCAGCUGGGCUUGGAUCGACUCCUGCUGCAUCGACAAAACCUCGUCCGCAGAGCUCUCCGAGGCAAUCAAUUCCAUGUACUCGUACUAUCUGCUCUCUCGCAUUUGCUUCGUCUACCUCUCCGACGUGCCCCCGCUUUCUUCUUCCCCCGUUAUGAACGCUCUGCCAUCCCUCGCCAGAUCUCGCUGGUUCACGCGCGGCUGGACCCUCCAGGAACUCAUUGCGCCACGAAGGUCCAUCUUCUACGCCUCGGACUGGUCGAGUAUCGGCACCAAGGGCCUUCAUCGAGGCGAGCAGCCCUUUAUCGCUGCCAUCGCCAACAUCACGGGCGUGUUCGAGUCGGUGCUGUCCAACACACGUUCGCCGCGCUACUACUCUGUCGCAGAGCGCAUGUCGUGGGCCGCAACACGCCAGACCACUCGCCCAGAGGAUCUUGCCUACUGUGUCAUGGGGCUUUUUGGAGUCAACAUCCCAGUUCUCUACGGUGAGGGUUUGACGCACGCCUUCCAACGGCUGCAGCACGAGAUCAUCCGCACGUCCCCCGACGAAACCAUCUUCGCGUGGAGGGUCGAUCCGGCACAGGAGCUGGUCGAUCCCCACACGGGAGAACGCCGACGGAGGGCCGUCAACUCUUCCGGUCUCCUAGCCGCCUCCCCCGCCGAUUUUGCCCGGUCCCACGAUGUCCACCAGCGCGCCCUGCAUAAGGCAUCGCCAUUCCGCCUGUUCAGCAUGACCAACAUGGGGCUCUCCAUCGCUGCAGAGUUGAUUCCGCUUCCUCCUCCUGGAAGUCCCCGGGGUAGCCCGCAGUUGCAGUCACAGUCGUCCAGGCCUCUGGUCGUUUUGCCGAUUGGGGCAAGCGACAGGCCGACGAAUGCCGGUUCACGGGCCCGGGUGGGGUUGUAUCUCGAGCCGGUCUUACCGGCCCCGUCACAAUCACCUUCGCCGGUCCCGCGGCCGGCGUCGCCUGCCCUGCCCCUGCCGUCGCCGUCUUACACCCAAGCGUUCUACCGCCGUGUCAAGUGCGACGACUUCUCCUUUGCGCCGUCAUCAAUGGGCGGUGAAUUCCCGACCGGCAACAAGACGGACAUCUUCAUAUUGGACGAUGACCAGUUUGCCGAGAUGCGGUGGGCAGACCGACCGAGCUCCGCUGCAGGCUCACCGUCUGUCGGUGGAAGACUGUCCAUAUCGCCUAGCGCCUCGCCGCGGGCUUCGCCGAGGCUAGGUGGUGCGGAGUUGAACUGA